This is a messenger RNA of Brettanomyces bruxellensis, 603 nucleotides long. RefSeq lists its product as uncharacterized. The transcript has a single exon. Lineage: Eukaryota; Fungi; Ascomycota; Pichiomycetes; Pichiales; Pichiaceae. Bases 1 to 603 code for a protein of 200 amino acids. Gene Ontology annotation, biological process: cellular respiration; ubiquinone biosynthetic process. Gene Ontology annotation, cellular component: mitochondrion. Gene Ontology annotation, molecular function: ubiquinone binding. The record is from RefSeq and is a predicted model, not a curated record.
AUGUUUUAUUCGGCCAUCAGGGUCCCAUCCAGAUUUUUUUGUAGGCCAUCUGCUAUAACGCUCCCGCAAAGUGUGGCUUUGAAUAGAUUGCAUAUUCAAGCACACAGAAAUGUUAGUUUAGCCAGUCUGAUUAGAAGGCAUGGAGAGGACCAUGGCCAUCAAUCAUACACAUUUAAGAAGCAUUUCCCCUAUCCACAAAAACUAGUGUAUGAGGUUGUAUCAUCAGUGGACCAAUACGAGCAAUUCAUACCUUUCUGUAUGAAGUCUUUCGUUAAUGCCAAGGACUCAAAUGGUGAUCCUACUGAAGCCGGCCUAAAGGUUGGUUUUAACGAGUUUCAGGAGGAGUUCACAUGCAAAUUGACAUGCGAGAGCCCAAGGCUUGUUGCUGCCGAGUCAAUUACAAAUACACUCUUCAAGUAUUUGAAGACUGAAUGGACAAUUGAGCCUCAAGGUGCCGGAUGUAGUGUUCACCUUGGUUUACAAUAUGACUUCAAUAGUGAGCUGUACAAUCGAGUCAGCUCACUCUUUGCAAAAAGGGUGGCCAUGGUGAUGACUAAAGCAUUCCAAAAGAGGUCUUACGAGGUUUACAAGGCGAGAUUUUGA